GCCGUGGGAGGGGAGGGAGAGAGAGGAAGAGAAAAGGAGGCGUUCUUGCGUCCUUCUUACUUUUAGCUUUCGCUUAUUUAUUUAUUUAUUUUAAAGGAUAUUCGCCCUUUUUCAUCCGGAAAUUCGAGGGAGUGGGUUUCCCGCUUCACCAUCAGGAAGUGCCGUGUCCUCGCUUCCAGUCCUCUGUUUCUUACCUCGCACCCUCCUCUUCUUCUCUCUCUUUCUCUCUCUUUUACUAUUUUCCUACCUCCCACCUUCUCCCCCGAGAAAGCUGCCCUCCCAAAAUGGCGCCCCUGGACUUGGACAAGUAUGUGGAGAUUGCGCGACUUUGCAAGUAUCUGCCCGAGAACGACCUCAAGCGCUUGUGUGACUACGUUUGUGACCUUCUUCUAGAAGAAUCUAAUGUGCAGCCAGUGUCUACACCAGUUACAGUCUGCGGCGACAUACAUGGACAGUUUUAUGAUUUAUGUGAAUUGUUCAGAACUGGAGGUCAGGUUCCUGACACAAACUAUAUAUUUAUGGGUGACUUUGUAGACAGAGGCUAUUAUAGCCUUGAGACGUUUACCUAUCUUCUUGCCCUUAAAGCAAAAUGGCCUGAUCGCAUCACACUUUUACGUGGGAAUCAUGAGAGCAGACAGAUAACUCAAGUGUAUGGAUUUUAUGAUGAAUGCCAAACCAAAUAUGGUAAUGCUAAUGCCUGGAGAUACUGCACCAAAGUUUUUGACAUGCUCACAGUAGCAGCGUUAAUAGAUGAGCAAAUCCUCUGUGUACAUGGGGGCCUGUCUCCAGACAUAAAAACACUGGACCAGAUUCGGACCAUCGAGCGCAACCAAGAGAUCCCACACAAAGGAGCUUUUUGCGACCUUGUUUGGUCUGACCCAGAAGAUGUGGACACAUGGGCCAUAAGUCCCCGAGGUGCAGGCUGGCUGUUUGGGGCAAAAGUCACAAAUGAGUUUGUCCAUAUCAACAACUUAAAGCUCAUCUGCCGAGCCCACCAGCUGGUGCACGAAGGUUAUAAAUUUAUGUUUGAUGAGAAGUUGGUCACAGUGUGGUCUGCUCCGAACUACUGCUAUCGCUGUGGAAAUAUUGCCUCAAUCAUGGUAUUUAAAGAUGUAAAUACAAGGGAACCAAAGCUCUUCCGUGCAGUUCCAGACUCAGAACGUGUGAUCCCCCCAAGAACAACCACACCGUAUUUCCUCUGAGAUGUGGCUUUGCCCUUUUCUUUUGUGACAUACCCUUUUAGCACUUUGCUGCUGAAAUGCUGCCUCUUGCCUUUUAUAUUCUUAAAUUAUCUAAAUGUGUUGUAUAUUGUCAAUAGGGAUGCAUAUUUAAAUCUCUCUCCCUCCUCUUA
Molecule: messenger RNA, 1351 nt
Organism: Lacerta agilis (Sand lizard)
Lineage: Eukaryota; Metazoa; Chordata; Lepidosauria; Squamata; Lacertidae
Gene: PPP6C
Product: protein phosphatase 6 catalytic subunit
Exons: 7
Coding region: 285-1202 (305 amino acids)
Biological process (GO): peptidyl-serine dephosphorylation; G1/S transition of mitotic cell cycle
Cellular component (GO): cytoplasm
Molecular function (GO): protein serine/threonine phosphatase activity
Source: RefSeq, a predicted model, not a curated record